Drosophila miranda is the source of this 956-nucleotide messenger RNA. Its product is annotated as nischarin-like. Gene Ontology annotation, molecular function: protein kinase binding. The transcript is spliced from 4 exons. The coding region runs from base 1 to 750 and encodes 249 amino acids. Lineage: Eukaryota; Metazoa; Arthropoda; Insecta; Diptera; Drosophilidae. The record is from RefSeq and is a predicted model, not a curated record. Gene Ontology annotation, cellular component: cytoplasm.
AUGAAACUGAAUGUAUAUGGUUCGAAUGUUUUCUUUCAAGAUGAGCCCCAGCUACCCCAAUACUACCACAGCACAGCCCACACCCCACCACAAUUACCCAACAAGACAAUUCUAUUCGCCUUGCCUCAAGGAACAAUAGAGCACUAUGUUAAGAUCCUGGGAACAAUGGGAUUGGAGCGUAACAAUAGGGCAAAACAAUUAUUAGAAUUAAACCCAACUAUAGCGUCUCAAAAUGGCAAUCUGCUCACCCAAAUCGAUGGCAGUGUGAGGACAGCACCAAAACUGCGUCGCCUGGUGCUCGAGCAGAAUCGCAUCCGGGUUGUACAAAACCUGGACGAGCUUCCCCAUCUACAGCUGCUCUCUCUGUCCGGAAAUCUUAUAGCCGAGUGCGUGGACUGGCAUCUGACAAUGGGAAAUCUCGUCGCACUGGAGCUGGCUCAAAAUAAGCUCAAGUCCUUGAAAGGCCUGCGCAAGCUGCUUUCAUUGGUCAAUCUAGACCUGAGCUGCAAUCAGAUUGAAGAUCUCGAAGAGGUUGAUUAUGUGGCUAAUCUUCUACUGCUGAAGUCCCUUAGACUCACUGGCAAUCCCCUGGCGGGCAAUGUGGACUAUCGGCCCCGUGUCCUGGCUCGUUUCCAUGAGCGCGCCGUCGAGAUUUCUCUGGACAAUGAGCGAGGCAGUCAGCAAGAGUUGGACACAGCCCUAGUGCUCUCCGCUCUGCUUCAAUUAAAGCAGCGCCAGCGCCAGAAAUGAUAUCGGCUCAAUUCUAGAAUUCCACAAAUCUAUUCAUGCGUAAAAGUAUUCCAACCGUCUAAAUUUAUUAGUCCUAGUUUUUUAACCAAGCCCUAAUGCCGUGUGUCUCUGUUUCUGGUAAUGUUUUAACUGUUUCGUCUAUCUCCGAUGUGCAAUAUUUCAAUCAUCACCUGAAAAUGUAAAGUGUAUAUCUAAAUCAAAUUUAU